Ictalurus punctatus (channel catfish) is the source of this 3210-nucleotide messenger RNA. RefSeq names its product potassium channel tetramerization domain containing 9a (gene kctd9a). Gene Ontology annotation, molecular function: protein binding. The record is from RefSeq and is a predicted model, not a curated record. Bases 142 to 1311 code for a protein of 389 amino acids. The transcript has 12 exons. Gene Ontology annotation, biological process: intracellular signal transduction; protein homooligomerization. NCBI's taxonomy places the organism in Eukaryota, Metazoa, Chordata, Actinopteri, Siluriformes, Ictaluridae.
CGCCUCGUAAUCGGAAUACAUGUAGGUUGUUGCUGUGAGUUUUUUCGUCUUCAAUAGGGAUGAGUUUACAGUAGCGAACUCGUAGAUGAUAAAUUGUCCGUGUAUUCUGAAGACAACCGUGUAAAUCAUUUCACGCAAAUAAUGCGAAGGGUUACGCUUUUUGUCAAUGGGACCUCCAAAAACGGCAAGGUUGUAGCAGUGUACGGGACUCUGUCUGAUCUCUUAUCUGUUGCCAGCAAUAAACUGGGAAUCAGGGCCACGAGUUUGUACAACGGGAAGGGUGGCCUCAUCGACGACAUCACCCUAAUCAGAGAUGAUGAUGUGUUAUAUGUGUCAGAGGGCGAUGCCUUCGUCGAUCCUCAAAGUGAGGGGAGGGCUGCUGAUGACCGCUCAGGUUCCCACAGCGAUUGGCUGACUUUGAAUAUCGGUGGGCGGCUUUUCACAACUACACGGAGUACGCUUGUGAGUAAGGAGCCUGACAGCAUGCUGGCGCACAUGUUUAGGGGGAACGAUGUGUGGGGUAACAAGCGAGAUGAGCGAGGCGCUUACCUCAUCGAUCGCAGUCCCGAGUACUUUGAGCCCAUCCUGAACUACCUACGACACGGCCAGCUUAUCGUCAACGAAGGAAUUAACUUACUAGGUGUACUGGAAGAAGCUCGUUUCUUUGGAAUCGAGCAACUUGCUGAGCAGAUAGAAGUUGCCAUUAAGAACUCCCAUCCACCCGAGGACCACUCGCCCAUCUCCCGGAAAGAGUUUGUACGGUUUCUGCUCGCCACGCCGACCAAGUCAGAGCUGCGCUGUCAGGGGCUGAAUUUCAGUGGGGCAGACCUGUCUCGGCUGGACCUGCGCUACAUCAAUUUCAAGAUGGCCAACUUGAGCCGCUGCAACCUCACCUGCGCCAACCUGUGCUGCUCGAACCUGGAGAGGGCCGACCUCUCUGGGGCCAACCUGGAUGGUGCAAACCUGCAGGGCGUUAAGAUGCUGUGUUCUAAUGCCGAGGGCGCAUCACUGAGAGGCUGUAACUUCGAAGACCCAUCAGGACUCAAAGCCAACCUGGAGGGUGCCAAUCUGAAGGGUGUGGAUAUGGAGGGCAGUCAGAUGACUGGGAUAAACCUGCGUGUGGCUACGCUGAAGAACGCCAAGCUGAAGAAUUGUAAUCUGCGAGGAGCAACUCUGGCGGGCACUGAUCUAGAGAACUGUGAUUUAUCCGGCUGUGACCUCCAAGAAGCCAACCUCCGUGGCUCAAACGUAAAGGGAGCCAUCUUCGAGGAGAUGUUGACGCCGCUGCACAUGUCUCAGAGCGUGAGAUAACCAAUCACGAGGCUCCUGCCCGAGCAGCCUAUCGCAGCCGCUCCCUUACGAGUGUUAAACGCCCCCAUCGGACCUGUAUGCAAUAUCGGCAAUCCGUGUCCUCACCCCACAGCUUUACUCUCUUGCACUAGUGCACAUGCAGGAUGCAGGGUGUUUAUAUUAGGAUUACCAGUACACAUAUGUAAUUGUCCAUCUUGACCGAUUUGUUAUACCAAACCUAGUUUAUGUAUGUGUUAAUUUAUGUUUAUGUUGGAUCUAAUCCACAAUAAGUGUUGACUUCCUGUAUCAGCGAUGAUGUUCUGCUGAAUUAUCCUGUUUAGUCUGGAGGCUUAAAUGAUAUCUGGGGGUGCGGCUGAAGAUUAGUGAAUGUAUCCGUUUCUGAUCACCAAAUGUGGAAGUCGCGAUGGUGAACACAACCAAAUAUGUGUUAUGUUUGAGUGUAUUACUCAGCUCCUUAAGUGUAAAGUGGUUUCUUCAGUCUCGGCGACAUCCAAUGGGUUUUUCCAGGCCGACACACAAAUAUGAAGAAGUUUCUGCUUUGGUACUUAGUGGAAUUGCUAGAGUUUGACUCUGAAAUCUGAAGGAGGAGCCAUUUUUAAAGCUCUUCUGCUUUUCUUUAGCAAUUCCGUACCAUAUCAUAUAUAUUUAUAUAUAUGCAUGCUUAAAAAGACAAACGUAUUGCUACCUAUAUCCCAUAUAUAACAGGUGAUAAGCUUAUUGAACUAUUUUAAAGUUAGGUAUAAAAUUACAUAUGCAAUGUAAAUGUAUGUUUCUUAGCUCCUUGUGUGCGCUGUUCAAACGGAAACAGGAUUUUUCUUUCGCUUACCGAUUUUUAUUUCAGAUCUACCUCCCAUAACAAAACUGACUUUUGCUCUCGUCAAUCCUGUGGAUUUCUUUCAGAUCCUCAUGAGAAGGCUCGAAUACCCUGCUGAAAUAAACAACCACGGAAAUUUGAAUGGUUUCCUCUACAAAUACCAUUACAAACUAUCAGAGAACCAUUAAAACCAUUAUCAUUAUUGGUCUUCAAUGGUAUCCACCGGACAUAACAUGUCACCAAUAGAAAGCAACAAAUUAUCAGUAGAAUUCCCAUUAAAACCAUUACAAUUCCCAUUAAAACCAUUACAAAUUCUAUGAGGGUUUCUAUUGGUAUUCUAUUUUUUUUUAUCUUUUUCAGCAGGGUAGAUAGAAAUAAGGAUGCUGAAUGAAAGACGGUUUACCAAAAUGCAGUCGUGCCUAAAAAAAAAAAAAAAAAAGAUUGUGUAGUGAUGCAACCAGUAGCAAGAUCACACUGGUUUGAAUGCAUUCAUUAUUCGUAAUUCAUUAUUGUGUGAUUGUUUGUCAUCAGACAUCUCAUGAUUCCUUAUUGUUGUGACAUUUUUUGAAAGUUGUUUGACACCAAAAAGGGUUAAAAGGGUGCUUUACUUCAUCUAGUGCUUCCCUAUGCAUUAGUGUGUGUAUGUAUGUAUGUAUGUAUGUAUAGUGUGUAUAUAUAAUAUACACACACACAAGCUGUCGUUCCCUACUUAGCACUUUUGUGUAUAGCGUAUUUGUUGUAGUACAUAAGUCACCAUUUCUCGUGUCGUCUGUAUCAUUAAUAUCGACCCAGAUUAAUGCUGCAUGGUCAAACACUUGACUGGUUCAGUUGGAAAUAAUUUCUGACUAACAAUAUGCUGUUAUUUCUCUUAGAUGUAAUCGGAGGUACUCAUUAAAUGAAGGCAAUCCGAAGCACACUUUUCAGUGCGAUUCUCUGAUUAUCAGACCCUCACUGAAAGGGCACAGGCUAUUUAUUUAUGUAUGUAAGCAGGCUGUAUUUACGUAAGGUGUAAUCGAAGAGGAUUCGUCUCCUCUCCACUCACUGUUACGGAAGUGUAUUUCCAUAAACAGACUGUUAUAAACAAA